AUGUCAUACACAACGCGCAUUGCGCAGGUCACAGGCCACCUCAACUUCCCCAAGGGCUUACUUGCCGGACAAGUAGCCAUUAUAACAGGCUCGGGUCAAGGCAUUGGCGCAGAAGCUGCACGGCUGUUUGCAAAUGAGGGCGCCAAGGUUGUUGUAUCGGACAUUGACGCAGAAAAGGCAAAGAAUGUUGCAGACAAAAUCAAUGAAUCUGGUGGCAGUGCCAUCUCUGUACCAGGUGACAUGCUAGACGACAACUACAUCAACGAGCUCGUAAAGAAAGCAGCGGAGUUUGGAAGCGGGAAGAUCCAUAUCAUAGUCAACAACGCCGGCUAUACCUGGGAUGGCGUGAUACACAAGACCACAGACAAGCAGUGGGAUACCAUACUGGCUCUUCAUAAUACCGCCCCCUUCAAGCUCGUCCGCGCCGCAGCCCCCUACUUCCGCGUCAAAGACGGUGAGCCGCGCAACAUCAUCAACAUCUCCUCGACCUCCGGCCUGCACGGCAACGCCGGCCAAGCCAACUACGCCCUCGCCAAAGCCGGCGUCGUCGGCCUCACCAAAACCAUUGCGAAAGAGUGGGGUCCACAGUACGGCGUGCGCGCCAACACGAUCGCGUUUGGCUUCAUCCUGACAAGGCUUACGGCUGCGAAGGAGGAGGGCGCGUUCAUCACGACGCCGGAGGGCGAGAAGGUCGCGCUGGGGAUCCCGCAGGCGCAGAAGAAGGCGAGGGCAGGGCCGGGAGAGGAACAUGCGGACAUUCCACUGAGGAGGCCUGGGACAGCGACGGAGGCGGCGAGUGCGAUCCUGGCGGUUUGCAGCCCGUUGAUGAGUUAUGUUACUGGGCAGACGAUUAGCGUGACUGGAGGAAGGAAUAUGUAG
This is a messenger RNA of Coniosporium apollinis CBS 100218, 879 nucleotides long. RefSeq names its product 3-oxoacyl-[acyl-carrier protein] reductase. NCBI's taxonomy places the organism in Eukaryota, Fungi, Ascomycota, Dothideomycetes. The transcript has 3 exons. The coding region runs from base 1 to 879 and encodes 292 amino acids. The record is from RefSeq and is a predicted model, not a curated record.